Messenger RNA from Pelobates fuscus (common spadefoot toad), 758 nucleotides. RefSeq names its product C-C motif chemokine 20-like. Gene Ontology annotation, molecular function: chemokine activity. The record is from RefSeq and is a predicted model, not a curated record. Bases 6 to 326 code for a protein of 106 amino acids. Gene Ontology annotation, cellular component: extracellular region. Gene Ontology annotation, biological process: immune response. The transcript has 4 exons. Lineage: Eukaryota; Metazoa; Chordata; Amphibia; Anura; Pelobatidae.
ACAAGAUGUUAGGAGCCAGCACUUUGUCACUUUUAUGUCUGUUAGCAUUUGCAAGCCUGUUCUAUGUCAAUACAGCAGAAGGCUUGUUUGAUUGUUGCUAUACCUACACCAGGAAGCCUCUGCCUCCAAAACAAAUUAAAAGUUAUGUCAUGCAGAAUUCGUAUGAAGUGUGUGAUAUAGACGCAGUAAUAUUAAUUACAAAAAGAUUCAAAGUCUGUGCCAAUCCCAAGGAUAAGUGGGUCAUGAAUAUCAUUAAAACAAAAAGCAAAGGACCGAAAAGCCCUGGGAAACGUGUGAAGCCUGCAAGUGACAGUUCUGGAAACUAAGCUCCUUUUUUUUUAACCUUUCAUAAUUUAUAUACUUGCAUCAUUAUAUUUACCUUUUUGUUUGCAAAAAGCUGCACAAAACUGGUUUCUGCUGAAACUGCUGAAUAUUUCUUUUCUAUGACAUUCUGAUCAUAUUGCAUCGUUAUUGCGUGUGCUUUUUGGAGCAUGUACACAUACAGGAUUAUUCGCUAAAAUGAAAACUGAUCUCAACCUGAAUUUUAAAUUUAAGGUCAUAUAAGCCUAAAUGGAACAAUUCAAGUAUGCUCCACAUUCAGCUGACCUUAAAUUUGAAAUUCCGAAUCAAUUUACUUUGAAUUCUCUCUUUAGUGUUUUUGUAUAUUGGGCUUUCAAUGGUGUAUGUGUAUAUUCCCUAUUUCUUUGAAUGAAAGUAUAAUAAAGGUCCUAUAUUUUGUCUUGCCUGGAGAAAUUCAA